AUGGACGAUCAAGAGUGGAAAAGUAGGCAGGCAAUGCAGAAGAUCGACCACCCUUCGCCGCAGCACACGUGUGUGUCUGCAUGUCUCCGCUGCUCAGCAAGCGGUCGGGCAGAGGCGCGCAGGGCGAAGCUGAAGGAGCGCAAGGCGACAGGACAGUUGAAGCUCACCUCAGACCAGAAAGAUGCCCUCGCCCAUGCCGCGUCCGAAGAGCUGGAGGAAGAGGAUACACCCGAGAGGAACGUCUCUGGUGCAGAAGAUCGGCACAUCGGAGGGGACGGGUGGCGGGGUGAAUUUCGCCCACCUGAAUGGCCAAGGCGCUGA
Messenger RNA from Vitrella brassicaformis, 321 nucleotides. Lineage: Eukaryota; Vitrellaceae. The record is from the annotation of a GenBank genome assembly.